Molecule: messenger RNA, 869 nt
Organism: Trichosurus vulpecula (common brushtail)
Lineage: Eukaryota; Metazoa; Chordata; Mammalia; Diprotodontia; Phalangeridae
Gene: PSMB6
Product: proteasome 20S subunit beta 6
Exons: 6
Coding region: 43-762 (239 amino acids)
Cellular component (GO): proteasome core complex
Molecular function (GO): threonine-type endopeptidase activity
Source: RefSeq, a predicted model, not a curated record
UUUCCGACCACGCCGGGCCUACGCCGCCAGAACCGCGGAAUAAUGGCUUCGGCUCUAGUAGCGGCUCGAGGAGCGUGCCCCGGACCAGCCUAUGGGCCUAUGGGCCUCGCCCCGGACUGGGGGAAUCGAGGCGUCUCCACCGGGACCACCAUCAUGGCCGUGCAGUUUGAUGGGGGCGUGGUCCUGGGAGCGGACUCCAGGACUACCACCGGGUCGUACAUCGCCAAUCGAGUCACGGACAAGCUGACCCCUAUCCACGACCGGAUCUUCUGCUGCCGGUCCGGCUCAGCGGCGGACACCCAGGCCGUGGCGGACGCGGUCACCUACCAGCUCAGCUUCCACAGCAUUGAACUGAACGAACCUCCCCUGGUCCACACAGCUGCUAACCUCUUCAAGGAGAUGUGUUAUCGUUACCGAGAGGAUCUCAUGGCUGGGAUCAUCGUGGCUGGCUGGGAUCCCUAUGAGGGGGGCCAGGUAUACUCAGUACCCAUGGGAGGUAUGAUGGUUCGGCAGCCUUUCUCCAUUGGGGGUUCAGGUAGCUCCUACAUCUAUGGCUAUGUGGAUGCCACCUAUCAAGAGGGUAUGAAUGAAAAGCAGUGUCUUCAGUUCACUGCCAAUGCUCUUGCUUUGGCCAUGGAGAGAGAUGGCUCAAGUGGUGGCGUAAUCCGGUUGGCAGCAAUUACUGAGAAAGGAGUGGAACGGCAGGUGCUUAUGGGGGACCAGCUUCCCCGAUUUCCUGUUACCACUUUUCCUUCAGCUUGAGAUCUACUACCUCCUCCCUGUUCUCUCUGUACCACCCCCUCCCCCUAGUCAUAAGCCAUCCUCAAAUAUACCCAAGAUUCAAUAAACUGUGGGUCAAGGGGAGAGUU